CGUUAAUUUGAUGAAAAUGCAAUGGUGAUAAGAUUUUUAUCGUUUUACAGGCUUCUUAUUUAUAAUUGAUUGUUCCGUUUUAUGUUUUCAUUGACUUCAGUGAUAACAACUCAGUUCUUUACGAGUGUGUGCAUAUAUACGUACAGCACAUACUUUAAGGGUAAUCCAUGGUGUUGAAUACUACGCGACAUACUUAUUGUUAACGGUUUAAAUACAAUUUUGAUAUAUUUAAUACUACAUGUCUAAACUGAGUGUUCUUGUUGGUAGAUUUCUUUUGCCUUUGUAUGGUUCGUAAUGUUGGCAACGCUAGUAUGCUGGUACUAGUUUGUAAAGAUGACGGGGGAUAAUUUUGAAUGGUUUAGAACCACAGUGAUAAAUAUUUCAUCCGAUGAUUUGAAUAGAAUACGGCUUUUAUCGGAACUGAAGUUAGCAUUUGGUGCACUAAAUAAUGUUCAACGGAAUUCAGUUGUACACAUUUUACAAUUGGACCAUAUAUUUGACUGCUUGAAUUCAUCAGAGACAGAACAGGUUGAACUGACAUGUGAAGUGUUGUCUCUGCUGUUAUCAGCCCUAGAACCAAGUCUUAUAUUUGGGCAGUAUGAGGAGGCAAUGUGUAGAGCUCUUGGCCACCCUGCACCAUGUGUCAAACAGUUUGUCAUUAAUGAGAUACAGCGUGCUGUGAGUCAUGGUGACCUUAUGCAGCUACUCAGUCAACAGGAGGAGGCGAUCCUGCUGUCUGUAGUUGCUUGCAUCUAUCAUGAUGACAUGUCUGUUGCCACUAGUGCCGUGUCUUUGUUGGUGCGGCUGGGAUCCUCUUCAGUAGGACUCGGCAUGCUGUACACUACACCCAUGGUGCAAGCCCUCAAGGAGGCCAUGAUGCAGCAAGACAUCAUCCGCUUUAGAGUGUAUGAGGUUGUGACUGAUGUAGCGGUGCACUCAGAUGCUGGUCUACAGGCUGGACAUGUCAGUGGUUUGCUCCCUGCUCUUAUAGCUGAGCUGCACAGCUCAGACAUCCUGCUACAGAUGAAUGUUCUAUCGCUGCUGACAAAGCUGGCCCUGUGCGAGCAUGGCUUUCAGUACCUGCAGCAGCAUGGCAUUUUGAAUGCACUCGCCAACAAGGUGACAGCUGUCAGUGAGGAUCCACUUGCCUCUCUCAUGCUGCCAGGAUUGAUAAAGUUUUUUGGUAAUAUGGCACAGUCAUGGCCGAAGGAGGUAUUUGCGGAGUACCCCAGAGUGGUUAUGGCUUUGUUUGAAACUUUUGACAACCCUGAUCUUGUGUUACUUGGAGUUGCGAUGGAGACUGUUGGUUAUAUUGGUACCACCGUUGAGGGGAAGUACAUGUUGGAGAGCCUAGGUGACACUAUGAGCCAUACGAUGAAGAAGUUGGCACACAAGAUUACAAAUUUGCCCACAGUGUUAAGGGUACGUGCUCUGAACACUGUUGCCAACCUCUUGGAGCUGAAGGUUUCAGAUCAAGACACACAGUCACUGACCCUUACAAGGUCUUGGUUUGAGCAGUUGGCACCCAACCCCAUGGAGCUGGUAAUGUCAGUAUGCCGUCAGCCAUUCACUGAGCUGCGGUUGGCAGGCCUGCAAGUUCUGCAGGUUUUGGCAGAGCAGCCAUGGGGUCAGGAAAGCAUCAAUGAUACUCCAGGUUUGAUCGAGUUCCUGCUGGAUCGAGCAAUUGAGACAAACAAGCUCUGUAAGGAUGCAAAGUUUGAAGUAGUGAAGAUAAUAGCAGAGUCCCCAACAGCUGCCACCUCAUUUGGAAAUGUCACAUUAUUGCGGUUCCGUGAGUUUAUGCACGAAGGCCCAUUCUAUGUGCAAGCACAGACGGAGGUGGCCAUAGAGGGUGCCUCAUGAUGUGCCUCAACGUUGAGUGUGUAUGUGUCAUUGUAAAGAAAUGUAUAGAAUAUAUUAAAAAUGCGAUUCAUAUCAUA
This is a messenger RNA of Zootermopsis nevadensis, 1940 nucleotides long. Its product is annotated as 26S proteasome non-ATPase regulatory subunit 5. The record is from RefSeq and is a predicted model, not a curated record. Gene Ontology annotation, cellular component: cytosol. Lineage: Eukaryota; Metazoa; Arthropoda; Insecta; Blattodea; Termopsidae. Gene Ontology annotation, biological process: proteasome assembly.